Emericellopsis atlantica is the source of this 333-nucleotide messenger RNA. Its product is annotated as mitochondrial 54S ribosomal protein YmL31. Bases 1 to 333 code for a protein of 110 amino acids. Gene Ontology annotation, cellular component: mitochondrial large ribosomal subunit. The transcript is spliced from 2 exons. Gene Ontology annotation, molecular function: structural constituent of ribosome. The record is from RefSeq and is a predicted model, not a curated record. NCBI's taxonomy places the organism in Eukaryota, Fungi, Ascomycota, Sordariomycetes, Hypocreales, Bionectriaceae.
AUGUUCGGCCCCUUUCGCAUCACGAACCCCCUGUCGGGCGGUCUCCUCUGGAAGAUCCCCUGGCGCCUGUCGAAAUUUCAGAAACGCCGCCACAGAGAGCGCAUGCGCGCAGUUGACGGGGUCAUCGCGACGGUCGACGCCGCACUGGCCAAGCAGGGCGAGACAUUGGAAGCUCUGGAGCGGUGGAAGAGGGAGAUGCCGACCGAGGCGGAGAUGCUGCCACGAGACAAGUACACGGUGUUUGAUCGCAAGGCGAAGCGGUACAGGAAGGGCAUCCACAAAGUACCAAAGUGGACAAGAGUCAGCCAGAGGGUCAAUCCUCCUGGUUACUAA